AAGCUACUACUAGUAAUAAUGAGAGGCUUAAUUUGGAAAGGAAUAAUGGCAAUUACAAGCACAGCCGGCCAGGUCACAUUUCAAAUUUCAGCGCCACCAAAAGAACAGUACGUACGUGGGGCCAGGAAAUAGCUAGACGGAGGAAUGACGACGGAAGAAUCCAUUGAAGAAGACUUAUCGUACGAGCCGUCGUCGGAGGUUGAUUCCGUUUACGAGUUCGAUGCGUCUCGUUACUUUGAUUUCUGCCUGCCGGAGUCAUCUUCCGACACUGAACGGGCCGAGCGAUGGUUCCACGUCGCCGGCUAUUAUCCACCUUCGCGUUUCUAUUUCAAGUCGAAAGUGAUCAUUAACACACAAGAAACAAAUGACGAUGAGAUGAAAGGGAAGACGAUGGUGAAUAAUGGCGAGGUAUUAGAAGAGACUCCAAAAGCUAAACCUAAGGCGGCGGCGACACAAAAAUCAGGUGGUAGCAAGACGAGGAGCUCAUCAACGUUAAUGAAACCUACGGCUAGCCACCUGGCCAGGCUAAACCUAUUGGCUGCGACACAAAACGAUAAUGAAGCCACAAAAAGGCAAAAGCUAGAGAGUGGUUACUUGCGUAAGGUUGCUCAUUUGAAGCAUCAAUCGUCGUUGUUGCACAAGUCAUCUCAGAAGGGUGGAUUAUCGUCUCCUGGUGCAAAAGCACUUCAUCAUUCUAAGUUAAGUGUCACCGUUCCAAGAGAGCCUCGACUAGAAACUCAUCGAAGGGCACAAUGGCGGAGGUUCAAGUCCAGAUAUGAUUUAACCUCAAGUGAUCAUAUUACAUCAGAGGAACAAAUAUCAUCCAAAGUUCGGUCAUCCAAGAAAAAAAUUCUAGAGUCACAUUCAACGCCCGAGACCAAAAUGAGAACACAGAAAUCACCUAUCUCCCAAGAUUACAAAAGCUCAAACGAGAAGAAGCUUUUACAACAUCCACCAGUUGAGUUAUUUAGCAAGUUGACACUCAAAUGUCAAAUGCACAGUGAUGAAGAAUCUCAACCAAACCAGCAUCAUUAGGAAAGGUGAAUUUAAACCAGUUUGGUCCAAAAAUGGUUGUUUUGUAUGUCAGCAUUAUAUUGUGAAAAUUAGAUUAUUAUUAUUGAG
This is a messenger RNA of Cuscuta europaea, 1122 nucleotides long. Lineage: Eukaryota; Viridiplantae; Streptophyta; Magnoliopsida; Solanales; Convolvulaceae. The record is from the annotation of a GenBank genome assembly.